Messenger RNA from Octodon degus (degu), 2452 nucleotides. RefSeq names its product zinc finger protein 410 (gene Znf410). The record is from RefSeq and is a predicted model, not a curated record. The coding region runs from base 61 to 1497 and encodes 478 amino acids. Gene Ontology annotation, cellular component: nucleus; transcription regulator complex; PcG protein complex. NCBI's taxonomy places the organism in Eukaryota, Metazoa, Chordata, Mammalia, Rodentia, Octodontidae. Gene Ontology annotation, molecular function: transcription coregulator activity; DNA-binding transcription factor activity, RNA polymerase II-specific; RNA polymerase II cis-regulatory region sequence-specific DNA binding. The transcript has 11 exons. Gene Ontology annotation, biological process: regulation of transcription by RNA polymerase II.
AUUCUGAAUUAAAUCUGAACCUGUACCCUGAAGAGCUACAGGAUUUUGGAAGCUGAAUCAAUGUUAUCAGAUGAGUUAGAAUCCAAACCAGAGCUUCUGGUACAGUUUGUUCAGAAUACCUCCAUCCCACUGGGACAGGGACUAGUCGAGUCAGAAACUAAGGACAUUACUUGCUUGUCACUCCUUCCAGUGACUGAAGCCUCAGAAUGCAGUCGGCUAAUGUUACCAGAUGAUACUUCAAAUCAUACUAAUUCCUCCAAGGAAGUUACUUCCUCAGCUGUAUUGAGAAGCCUUCAGGUGAAUGUGGGCCCAGACGGAGAAGAGACAAGGGCUCAGACUGUACAGAAGUCCCCGGAGUUUUUAUCCACUCCAGAGUCUCCUAGCUUGUUACAAGAUCUACAGCCAAGUGAUAGCACUUCUUUUAUUCUUCUUAAUCUAACAAGAGCAGGUCUGGGCUCUUCGGCUGAGCACUUAGUGUUUGUACAAGAUGAAGCAGAGGAUUCUGGGAAUGAUUUCCUCUCCAGUGAAGGCGCAGACAGCAGCAUUCCGUGGUUCCUCCGGGUGCAGGAGCUGGCCCAUGACAGCUUGAUCGCUGCUACUCGUGCCCAGCUGGCAAAGAGUGCCAAAACCAGCAGUAACGGAGAAAAUGUCCACCUCGGUUCUGCUGAUGGGCAGCCCAAAGAUUCUGGAGCCCUUCCUCAAGUGGAGAAGAAGCUCAAGUGUACCGUUGAAGGAUGCGACCGGACAUUUGUGUGGCCAGCUCAUUUCAAGUAUCAUCUCAAAACUCACCGAAAUGACCGCUCCUUCAUCUGCCCUGCAGAAGGCUGUGGAAAAAGCUUCUAUGUGCUGCAGAGGCUGAAGGUACACAUGAGGACACACAAUGGGGAGAAACCCUUUAUGUGCCCUGAGACCAGUUGUGGCAAGCAGUUCACUACAGCUGGAAACCUCAAGAACCACCUGCGCAUCCAUACAGGAGAAAAACCUUUUCUUUGUGAAGCCCAAGGAUGUGGCCGUUCUUUUGCUGAGUAUUCCAGUCUGCGAAAACAUCUGGUGGUUCACUCAGGAGAGAAGCCUCAUCAGUGCCAGGUGUGUGGGAAGACCUUCUCGCAGAGCGGAAGCAGGAAUGUGCACGUGAAAAAGCACCACCUGCAGCUGGGAGCAGCUGGGAGGCAGGAGCAGGAGCAGACCGCUGAGCCACUCCUGGGCAGCGGUUUGCUUGAAGAGGCUUCAGUACCCAGUAAAAGCCUGGUAUCCAUGGAUGCCCGGCCCAGCCUCGGUGGAGAGUCCUUGAACCUGCCAAACACCAGUUCCAUCCUGGGAGUCGCUGAUGAGGUGCUUACUGAAGGAUCCCCACGUCCCCUGUCUUCAGUGCCUGAUGUAACCCAUCACUUGGUGACCAUGCAGUCAGGGAGGCAGUGCUAUGAGGUUUCUGUCCUAACAGCGGUAAACCCACAGGAGUUACUAAAUCAAGGAGAUUUAACUGAAAGACGGACAUGAGCUGGGGUGCUGCCUUCGAAGGAGCAGCUCUGUCUGAUUCCAGAGCGCACAGUGGGUGCAGGACCAAGCCCUCAGCCCCGCCGGAACCAAAAUAAAUCUGUGAAGGACGAAACCCCGCUUUUGCCUCUUCACUUACUUCCCUGGCAGAGACCAUGAGUGUGCGAGAGCUGCUCCACAGCCACCCCGUGAUCCCGACAAGAAGCACAGCAGAGGCUGGGCCGGGUCACUGCCUGCCUCUUCUCGCUGCGGAAUUCUGGGACAGACUUCUCCCAGAGGCAGAUUGGGUUAUGUGCUGGCUGAUGUCCUCAUGACGACUGUGGAAGGGAGGUUUUCCUUCGAGGUUUCGUCCCAGACCCAGCUCUUUUCACGUGGAUGGUCAGCAUCCUGCUGUCAACCACUAAACUCCUUGCGUUUUCAAGAGGCCUUGUUGCUUUGAAGAAGGGAGCAGUGUCCGUUCUGUCAUGGUGUUCUCCCUUCGGCAACCUGAGUAAGAGACUCUCAGCCAUCGGGCUGCACAAAGGAAUUACUUGAAUCGCCCCUUGGCCCACGCUGAGGUUCUGUCUUGUCCUGUCCACCUCUGCCCCGUCACUUUGCUUUCCUUGUUGACGGAACACACAGUAGCAUGUUAAGAGGGUUUUUGUUUUUCAAGUCUUUUUUUUUUUUUUUUUUUUUAAGUUAAAAAUCACUGAUACAAAGCUUCAGUUUUCCCUUAAAAUAAACAAAACAGCCCAAUGAGUUGCUUGGCCUUUGUUUUGCAUAUAACAUAGUUCCCUUAAAAGGAGAUUAAGAAAAUAAUUCCGUCUUUCACUUUAAGAUGGGGCCAUAAUUCACCCUUAAGAUCCCAUGUAGCUAAAACUGAUGGAGCCUAAGAAACGUGAUAUGAGAGUCUCCAUCAGCCUGUGAACACAAGGCUCUCUUAGAAACUUUCUCUGUCUAGGAACAUGGCAGGCGUAAC